UGUUGCUUGCUCUGCAGACCGGGGCCGUGUUCUGGCUCCCUCCAAGCCUCAAGAUGUCCUUCAGAGCUGCCUGGAGCUUGACCCUGAGGAAAGGGGGCCUUGGAAUUCGAGGGAUCCACACCCCAGGAAGUACCGCCCACGGCAAGGAGAAGAUGCCCCCCUACACUAACUACCAUGCCCAGCGCUCCUACCCCAUGCCCGACGAGCCCUUCUGCAUGGAACUCAAUGCGGAGCAGCAGGCCCUCAAGGAGAAGGAGAAGGGCAGCUGGACCCAGCUGAGCCACGCCGAGAAGGUGGCCUUGUACCGGCUCCAGUUCCAUGAGACCUUCGCAGAGAUGAACCGUCGUUCCAACGAGUGGAAGACAGUGAUGGGCUGUGUCUUUUUCUUCUGUGGAUUCACAGGUCUGCUGAUUUGGUGGCAGCGGGUCUAUGUGUUUCCAAAGAAACCCAUCACCCUGACGGAUGAGUGGAAGGCCCAGCAGCUCCAGCGCACCCUGGACAUGAAGGGCAACCCCGUGCAAGGCCUGGCCUCCCAGUGGGACUAUGAGAGGAAGGAGUGGAAGAAGUGACAUGGAAGCCCGGUGGCUCCCCCUGCAGCUCCACCAUCGUCCAGAGCCUAUGGAAGCCCCUCCCCUCC
Molecule: messenger RNA, 637 nt
Organism: Budorcas taxicolor (takin)
Lineage: Eukaryota; Metazoa; Chordata; Mammalia; Artiodactyla; Bovidae
Product: cytochrome c oxidase subunit 4 isoform 2, mitochondrial
Exons: 5
Coding region: 54-569 (171 amino acids)
Biological process (GO): mitochondrial electron transport, cytochrome c to oxygen
Source: RefSeq, a predicted model, not a curated record